UUCAUCAGAAACUAUAAAUAUACCUGGUUUCAUCAAGGUUUCAUCAAGGUUUCAUAAACUCAAUCAAUGGCUAAUUGUUUAAUUUUAGGACUAGUAUUGGCACUGGCAUUGAAAGCCUUGGUUCUUCAAGCUGAUGCAAGAGCUUUCUUCGUGUUUGGUGAUUCACUAGUCGAUAGCGGAAACAACAAUUACUUGGUUACAACUGCUCGUGCCGAUGCACCGCCUUACGGGAUUGAUUAUCCGACGCAUAAACCGACAGGCCGUUUCUCUAACGGGCUUAACAUUCCUGACCUUAUCAGUGAGCAAAUAGGGUCAGAAUCACCAUUGCCGUACCUGAGUCCUGAGCUGUCAGGCAAUAAGCUACUUAUAGGUGCUAACUUUGCUUCUGCCGGAAUUGGAAUCCUCAAUGACACUGGAAUUCAGUUUCUAAAUAUCAUAAGAAUGCAUCGGCAAUUGGAGUAUUUCCAGAAAUAUCAGCAGCGAGUUGAAGCCUUAAUCGGAGCUGACCAAACCGCACAACUCGUCAACGAAGCACUCGUUCUCAUCACCGUCGGUGGCAAUGAUUUUGUAAACAACUAUUACUUGGUCCCAUUUUCCGCAAGGUCUCGCCAGUACGAUUUGCCAGACUAUGUCAAAUAUUUAAUUUCAGAGUACAAAAAAUUGCUAGCGAAGCUGUAUGAACUUGGAGCGCGCAGAGUGCUUGUGACGGGCACAGGGCCUAUGGGGUGUGUUCCGGCGGAAUUGGCAAUGCGAGGGACUAAUGGUGGAUGUUCAGCAGAAUUGCAGCGGGCUGCGUCUUUAUUUAAUCCACAACUUGUUGAAAUAUUAAAUGAACUCAACACAAACUACGGCGGAGAUGUGUUUAUUGGCGUCAACACAAUGCAAAUGCACUUGGAUUUUGUCACUAGUCCUCAAACAUAUGGGUUUAGCACAUCAAAGAUUGCAUGUUGCGGGCAAGGACCAAAUAAUGGCAUUGGACUGUGCACUUCUUUGUCGAACUUGUGCCCUGAUCGCGAUCUUUAUGCAUUUUGGGAUCCAUUUCAUCCGUCUGAGAAAGCUAACAGAAUUAUUGUGCAGCAGAUCAUGACAGGCUCUAAUAAGUACAUGAACUCCAUGAAUUUGAGCACCAUCAUGGCCCUGGAUGCUCGGACCUGAUCAUCAAUAUAUCAUUUUGGCAAUAAUUUUUUUCUUUUUAACUUUCUUAUUCAAACUAUUUGUAUUUUUGUGCAUUUUUUACUUCGGGUUCUUGCGUGAAAUUUGUGGAACUUCUGAGUAUUCCUGUCGAAUUUUUGUAUAAUUUAUGAUUUGAGUAAUGGAAGUACAAUUACUUUGGUGCAUUGGUGAGAUUGAUAGAUAUGGAAUCCUAAUCCAAAAUAAUUUGUUGGAUUAGUACUUCAAAUUUAA
Messenger RNA from Mercurialis annua (annual mercury), 1404 nucleotides. RefSeq names its product GDSL esterase/lipase At5g33370-like. The transcript has 5 exons. The record is from RefSeq and is a predicted model, not a curated record. Gene Ontology annotation, molecular function: hydrolase activity, acting on ester bonds. The coding region runs from base 67 to 1155 and encodes 362 amino acids. NCBI's taxonomy places the organism in Eukaryota, Viridiplantae, Streptophyta, Magnoliopsida, Malpighiales, Euphorbiaceae.